AUGAGCAAAUUUGCCCCCGAUAAUUCGGAAUCCGUAAAGAGGGCCAUGCUAAGCUGGGCCCGACAAAACAGCUACAAAGUCGGCCGUAUAGCUGCUCUAGACUAUGGCUGGGAGGCCUGGGUACAAGCCAAUCUAGAGUGGUACCUAUCUGUAGAAGCUAGCACGACCGAAGCAAUCCUACAGCAGGAAAAGUACCCAUAUGGCGACGGCAGGCGUGUAGACCAAGGUAUCUACGGAUCUAACAACACUCCCUGGCACUGGAUCGAAAUCAACACCCAAACGCCCAAACAGAGAAAGGAUGAUUUAUUGAACAAUCUGAUGGCUGAUUGGGUCAAGCUUGAUGAUAAUGUGGUCGGACAACAUCGCGCGCGGCUGUGGGCCGUGGGGUUCUGGCAGAAUGAUGGAGAAAGGAAACCGACAGACUUCAAGAAUUGGGAUUUCGAAGUGGUGAAUGGUAUGAAUGUCUUAUACAGAACGAAGUACAACCCUAAGUUUCCAAAACUCUAA
Molecule: messenger RNA, 507 nt
Organism: Bipolaris maydis ATCC 48331
Lineage: Eukaryota; Fungi; Ascomycota; Dothideomycetes; Pleosporales; Pleosporaceae
Source: RefSeq, a predicted model, not a curated record